AUGAAAAAAACAGAAAAGAGUUUAAAACUAAAAUCUAGUUCUGAUAAAAAGGUUAGUGAGAAAAUAUCUUUGAAAAAGAAUAAUCUUAAUACUAUUAACCAGGCUGUUCAUUCUUCAAAACAUGAUGAUCAUUUAAAUACAUUUUUGCAUCGUAAACAUAAAAUUAAGAAACUCAAGAAAAAAGGUAUCCACUUGUUAGAAAAAAAUAAUCCAGUUCUUGCACCUCCAAUGGAAUUAUCACUACAUAAUCUUAAGCAUACUUGGUUAUACAAAAAGAAACGUAUUGAACGUCGAAAUGUGUAUAAACGUUUUGCAUAA
Molecule: messenger RNA, 318 nt
Organism: Pneumocystis jirovecii RU7
Lineage: Eukaryota; Fungi; Ascomycota; Pneumocystomycetes; Pneumocystales; Pneumocystaceae
Exons: 1
Coding region: 1-318 (105 amino acids)
Source: RefSeq, a predicted model, not a curated record